Ctenocephalides felis (cat flea) is the source of this 2433-nucleotide messenger RNA. RefSeq names its product plexin domain-containing protein 2. The transcript has 11 exons. NCBI's taxonomy places the organism in Eukaryota, Metazoa, Arthropoda, Insecta, Siphonaptera, Pulicidae. The record is from RefSeq and is a predicted model, not a curated record. The coding region runs from base 134 to 2044 and encodes 636 amino acids.
UUGACGCGUGAUCAGUGAACUAUGAAGUGUUUGUCAUUUUACGUGUUGUGACGAGACUUUUCGACGAAAAAAACAAAAACAGUUAAAAUUAUUAAUAAUAUUUUAGAAAUUAACGUUGAAAACGAUUAGGAAAAUGUUUCAAAAGUGCUCUAGUUCGAUAAGUAAAAGUGUAUUGUUAAUUUUAGCGGUGGGAUUAUGCACGUCUCUAGCGAUACAAGAUCGCGAACGGUUACACUACACCUCCUCCAACGACCGAUCCCAAAAAAUUCUGACAGACUUCCACCUCCUGCAGCCGUUUGUGGAGCACCACCAUCAUCUGGCCAAGAGGAGUCCGUUUCAGCCGCAAGUCAACAAUGGUAAUCCUUCUGCUGCAGACAAUGGAACCGCCAUCGCCUCUUCCAAGGACGAAGGGGCGCAGCAGGUUCCUGCCGUUAUCAACGUCGUGACGACGACGACUGCUCCUUUGAAGAACAAUGGAGAAGGAGACAGUUCUAAGACCGAAGGCGAGAACCGAAGCGACAGCUCCAAUUCGAGCGCAGGCGGUGACUCGGCUCCUGCUGCGACUCCUACGAGGGACAACCAUCAGCCUCCGAGCAGGCCGCAGCAGCAGCCUUCAGGAUCUACGGAGCAAUUACAUGAACCUGCUCCUGCAACUACUCCAAGUCCGCAGAUUGUGCAGCAGAAUAUUCUGGGAGCAAACGGAACAGGUAUUCGAUGGACAAAUGUAUCAGUAUCCAGCACUGGUGUCACCAAAGAAGGCGGUAGACAGCUGCAGCACCCACUUCCAGUGGUCAGCGAACCAAUUCUGCCCGAUGAAAUCAACAAUAGCACUCUCACCGAACAUAAUAUUACACAAAAUAAGACGGAUUCCCACGACUACUACAACAGCACAAUUUCGACAGACCCAGAAGUUGGUAAAAUGUACUGGGACCAAUUUGCAUCCCCCGAACGAUUGAAUUCGGCACAAGUCUCUGAUUUGUUAUCGAGCAGUCAUCGUAGAGCAGUUACUGUCCAAUUGAAGUUCGCCUUUCCCUUCUACGGGCACUCUGUCAGAAACGUGACAGUUGCCACGGGAGGAUUUCUCUACACCGGUGACUACGUCCACUCCUGGUUGGCAGCCACACAGUACAUUGCUCCUUUGAUGGCCAAUUUUGACACAUCUUUGUCGAACAACUCAUAUGUCAAAUUUUACGACAACGGAACUGCAUUCACGGUUCUUUGGGAAAACGUUUGCCUACAAGACAGACCAGAAGUGGGUCCUUUCACGUUUUCAGCAACCCUCAUGGACACUGGUGAUAUUGUUUUUGUUUACAAAACGAUUCCGGUCCUCGUCGAGAAAAUUGAGGACAACAAGCAUCCUGUCAAAGUUGGUUUGAGCGAUGCCUAUAUCAUUGACAGGACUAUAUUCUUUACUCGAAGGAAGACGAUUUAUGAAUACCAUCGUGUCCAGUUCAAGCAGGAAGAUAUCAAGAAUGGCACCACAAUUUAUUUAAAACUCCUUCCGACUUGUGUUGCUUUUACUGAUUGUCAGAGCUGUUUGACUAAUCAUACAGGAUUUGUGUGUUCCUGGUGUGAGGCUACAAAUAGGUGCUCAUCUGGUCUCGAUAGAUAUAGGCAAGAAUGGCUUUCAAAAGGUUGUAACAUAAACAACGUCUCCAAGAACGACCAAUGUCCAGCCCUCGAAAUAUCAGCAGAAGUGCCUCGCGUGUCAAAAGAGAAAAUACCUUCGGAAGAACCAGAAUCGGUCAGCCCGAGCGAGCAGCAGCCGCCUCCAAAAGCCUCCGGGCACAGAUCGCCGUCUGGUGUCGUCGUUUCUGAUAACGGCGAAUUGGAAAAUAAUAAGGAUGCGGGUACUUCGGCAGGACACGGAGCCCUGGCUGCCCUCAUACCCUUGUGCUUGAUUGUGGCGAUUGCUGGAUGGCUUUUGUACGCUUAUAGGAAUCCUCAUACGAAGAGUGGCCAGAUGCUGAUCAGAUAUCGUCCCAGCCAGUGGACCUGGAGACGAGGAGAGGCUCGUUACACGGCCGCCACGAUUCACAUGUGAGAAAUUUAAUCCAAAAGUUUGUGGUUGUGUUUUCUUCUAUUGAUUAAUUAAUUAAUUGAUUAAUUAAAUUUCUUUUUUAAUUAAAUUAAAUUAAAUUGAAUUCUAGAGAGUGUGUAUGCUGUUUACAAAGUUGAUGUUUAUGAUAUGCAUGUUGGUAAAUAAAUGGAUCGCACUCGUUUUAUUAAAAUAAAAUAGUUUUAAAUGAUAGUCGUUUGACGAACAAGGAUAAAGGAUAGUUUUGAACAAAAUGUUAGGGAUAAAACAAUUUUGGGAUAAAAUAGAAAUGUUAGGGGUCUAUCUUCGUAUGAGUAUUUGCUGUGCGAUCAGGCGUUUUGCACAUAAAACCUAACUUCACCUAUGUGUCAUCAAAAAGUUGCACUCAUGAUAAA